CACUGCCCCUCUUCCGCCGCAUCAUUAGAACAUGGCGGCGCCCCAUGCCGUGGUCGGUGUGGAGGAAGGCAGCAGCGAAACAGGGCUUAUCCUGCCAGGUUCUACCCCCGCGGAUGAGAAGAGACCUAAGUUCGGGACACGCUUCCUCACAGACCCGCGGCAGGUCUUCCAGCACAACGCGUGGGACAAUGUGGAGUGGACUGAGGAACAAGAGGCGUCUGCUAAGAAGAAAGUCUCCGAAAACAAUCAGCCACUACCUGUAGAGAAACAAGAGGAAUACGACAGCCGGGCAAAUGAGUUCUGGAAUGGUUUUUACACAAUCCAUGAGAAUCGUUUCUUCAAAGACCGUCACUGGCUCUUCACAGAGUUCCCAGAGUUGUCCCCACAGUGUCGCCUCGACCACGAGUCCCAUCUCGAGGUCUCCGGCGCAGACGACGGUUCGCGGGAUUGUCUUGAUCAAGAACAAAGAAGGGAAGUUGCGGUUUUGUCUCCCACUGAUGGAGACAUCCCUGGCUCCUCUGCCAAAUAUCGCAUUAUGGAGGUUGGCUGCGGUGUUGGCAAUACCGUUUUUCCAAUACUGAAGACCAACAAUGACCCGGGACUCUUUGUUUACUGCUGUGAUUUCUCCAGCACUGCUGUGGAGCUAGUCAAGAUUAAUCCAGAGUACGACCCCGAGCGCUGCUUUGCCUUUGUUCAUGACUUGAGUGACGUGGAAGCCAAUUACCCCGUCCCCGAUGGAACCCUUGAUGUUAUAGUGCUAAUCUUUGUGUUAUCAGCAUUGCAUCCCAACAAGAUGCAGGCAUCCAUCAGUAGGUUAGCGCGGCUGCUGAAGCCUGGGGGAGUGAUGCUACUCAGAGACUACGGACGCUACGAUAUGGCACAGCUUCGAUUCAAAAAAGGAAGGUGUCUGUCAGAAAACUUUUAUGUCCGAGGUGAUGGAACAAGAGUGUAUUUCUUUACUCAAGAUCAUCUCCAUGAGAUGUUCACUGAGGCAGGGCUUGAAAAGGUGCAGAACCUUGUGGACAGAAGGCUCCAGGUGAAUCGGGGCAAACAGCUCACCAUGUACAGGGUGUGGAUCCAGUGCAAGUACCGCAAGGCUCUACCUGAGCCACUUGAGACGCAGGGCUGAAACCGAGGGGAGAAACCGAGGGGAGAACCCGCCUGGCUUGACCUGACCAAGCUGAAACUUGGAGCUCAAAUCAAGGCGGUGCUGGCUCUAUUGUGAUCGUGAUAAAGGGGAUGCAGCUGGAUAGUCAAAUGUUGAAAAUACCUUUACACUAUCUCAGCUGCCAUAGUGUUGAUGGAGUUGUUUUACAGCUAGGGUUUGUGAUGGUGCUGAUUUGCAAUGUUGUGCUGAUGACUUCAGUAAUCUAAGAACGGGCUGGGUACCCCUGUUGAAAUGUUUCUAUUCUGCCAGAUUCUGUUUUUUAAUAAAUAGAAUAAUUUUCUGA
Molecule: messenger RNA, 1451 nt
Organism: Cottoperca gobio
Lineage: Eukaryota; Metazoa; Chordata; Actinopteri; Perciformes; Bovichtidae
Gene: mettl2a
Product: methyltransferase 2A, methylcytidine
Exons: 9
Coding region: 32-1129 (365 amino acids)
Molecular function (GO): tRNA (cytidine-N3)-methyltransferase activity
Source: RefSeq, a predicted model, not a curated record